UUAGUAGUCAACGUGAUAACCAGCGGUUGCCAGUUUAAAGAACAUGGCUGAAAACAAUGACUGCAGUUAUUGAGCUAACUCUACGAUUUCUUCGCACUUGUCAACAAAGACAUUAAUAUUGAAGCGGUAAUAAAGUGAAAAAUACAUUAUAGUUAAAAGUAUAUAAUAUUAUGGCAACUGCUAUUCAAAAAAAUAGCAUGAAACCUUUAACAAAUAGAUCUUUAAAUCAUGUAGAAAAUGUAGACAAUUUAAAUAACAGUGAUAUAUGUACUGAAACAAAAGAUAAUGGACUCUUUAAAGAAGAAAUUGAAACAUGUAUGACUGAAUCAGAACAAGAAACACCUGAGCUUGAUAUUGUUAUUAAUAAUGUAGUUUGUAGCUUUAGCGUAAGAUGUCAUCUUAACUUAAGAGAAAUUGCACUUAAUGGCUCAAAUGUUGAAUACAGAAGAGAAAAUGGAAUGAUCACAAUGAAAUUGCGGAGACCAUAUACCACUGCUUCAAUUUGGUCUUCAGGAAAAGUAACUUGUACUGGUGCAACUAGUGAAGUCGAAGCAAAAAUAGCAGCACGUAGAUUUGCACGUUCUCUUCAAAAAUUGGGCUUUAAGGCACGGUUUAAUAAUUACAGGGUGGUUAAUGUGUUAGGUACAUGCUGUAUGCCAUUUGAUAUCAAAAUAACAUCGUUUUCAAUAUGUCAUAAAGAAAAUGCUGACUAUGAACCAGAAUUACAUCCUGGUGUAACAUAUAAAUUGAAAGAACCAAAAGCAACAUUAAAAAUAUUUUCUACUGGAAGUGUUACAGUAACUGCUCCCAAUGUUGCUGCUGUUCAAGCAGCAAUAGAAUAUAUCUAUCCGCUAGUCUAUGAAUUCCGCAAAGAACGUUCAGUAGAAGAUAAGUUGGCAUUGGAAACUAAGAAACGCAGAUUAAGUAGGAAGAGAAAUCAAGAAGAGUUCCUACGUGACACAAAUCUAUUAUAUGAUCCUAUGUUUUCCCCAUCUUCAUCUUCUGUUGAUGAAGAAGUUGACAGUGAUGCCAGUUGGGACUGAACUGUUUAUCUUAUUAUUUUUUUGUUGAGUAUAAAACAAUCAUGUGUAUAUUUCGUUCAAUUAAGAACGAUUACAAAUUGCACUGGACAAUUGCUGCUGCUAAGAGUGAAGUGAUGCAUAAUUCAUUUUCUUAGUGUCUGACAAGUGCGUGAGUGUCAAAGACAAUAGUGUACAUUUAUGUGCACUUUAAUCUGUAAUUAUCUUUGCACGUAUCAAUCUGACUGACUUAUGUUUUUAAAAUUACAUCCCUCAUAUUUUCAUUCUACCACAAUAUAUUAGGCAUAAACAUCUCUCUUAGGCAUAUAUGGAACAUGUCAUUCUUAUGUAUACUAUCAUUCACUUUUGAAAAGAAUAUUUGGGAUGUAUUUAGUAAUAUUUCUGACAAGACUUAGUUCAUAUAAGGGAUCACUCGUUUGUAUUUAUGCUUUUAAGAAUUAUAAAAAUUAAAAUUAGGUAAUAGAAAAGAUAUACAUAUAUACGUUCUAAUAAUUCAGAUUGCAUCAAACGGACAAUCUUUGGGCUAUGCAGACAAGUGCCACCAUAAUAAUUGAUUGGUGAUAUGUAUAUUUCUUUUAUUUUUUUCUUUUGUUUUAUUUUUUUUUACAUACAGAUUUGUCUGUUUACGUUUAAUGAACGUAUACUGUGCCAAAGAUGGAUGUUCAAAAUUUGAUGUUACAAUUGAAAAACAUGGAAAACUACAAAUUUAUUUCACUGCUGUAACAUUUAGCUUUUUCAUUAAUAUAGUCUGCUUUAAUGAAUAUAAUAGUAUUUUAAUAUAAUAAUCUAUAUUUUGCGAUGUUUCUAGAAAGAGUAUAUAAUAUCGUUGAUUCAUCAGACUGUAUCAAGCAAAAAUACUAUAUAUAUAUUUAAGUUUGUAUAAUCAACAUUAAUAAUAGCCCAUUCUCGAUCAAACACACGACAGAUUUAUUUAAUACAUUCAGAUCAAACAGUUAUCUACAAUGUAUCAUUGCUAUCAUUAUCCUAUAAUUAUAUAGGAUAUGAAUAUAGAUCAAUGACAUUUUCAGCUGUUAACUUACUGACACUCAUGUGUUAAUUAUUUUGUAUAUGAAAGUUAGUGUUAUUAUAUUAUUAGGCAGUAUUAAGAUAAGUUCGUCGAUAAUUAUGAUAAGAACUAUAAACUUAUGAAAUAUCACAAAUAAUUCUAGGCAAUAACAAAUAUCAUAAUUUGUGAUAUUAUAAGUCCAAAUGCAUAUUAUUUAUGUGUAUGUAUACAGAUGAUCACAGAUCAAAAAAAAAUUCUUAGUUCUUACUAAAAUACUCUCUAAAUUUUUAAAAUUGUAUGGUGAACAUUUUAGUAGCAAUGUACCAAAGUUACAAAAAAUAUCAAAAAAUAAAUGAUAAGAUACUUGAAAUAAAUGGCAACUGGAAGAUCUGAUAGUAUAAUAAAUAAAUAAUUGCAAGACUAGGAGUAACAAAUAAAAAGUAUGGGAUGUGUUGUAUGUGUAUAAGUCUGUCAAAAUAAACAAAUUCUCUCUAGACUAAAUACUUCACAAAAUGCUACUUUAGAAUGUUUGAACGAAUGUGGGCUGUUUUGCAUUGAUAAUAUUACUAUAUCAGGAUUUUUUUUUAAUUCGAACAUUAAAGAAUUUGCCAUUUACAAUAAAAAAAAAGAACUAAAGGCUUAAUAUUCACUUGCUGCCUCAUUUAUUCUUGCUCAUAAAAAUAUAUUAUGGUUGUUGAUGUUAGCUAAUGCACAGCAUAAAGAAACUAUAAAAGUGAAGUUUAUAAAAAGUGCAUAUAUUAUUUUUUAAUCAAAAGCAAAAUAAUAUAAAAUUUCUUACGAAAGUAAUGAAAGAGAAUUUGUGUUCUUGCAAAUUCUAAAUACAAAACUAUUAAUUGUAUGACUUGCAUAUAUAAAUAUCUGAUUUUUCAGAAUAUGUGUGAAAAAUAUAAACCAUACAGUAUCAAUAUUAGUUAAAAUCAACUUAUAUUGUUUAUAUAAGGUUAUUUAUAUUUUGGGAAUGCUAGCACUCGUUAAAGUAACUAUUACAAUUGUUAUUUUGCAGUUAUUUAUAAUUUGGAAGUUUUGCAUGAUAUAGUAAGUGCAUUUGAAAUAUAUUAUAUUAAUAGAUAUCUAUAUAUUCAAAAAAUUCAGAAUUCAGAAAGACCUCAUUCUCUUUAAAAUUUUUUGAUUAUAAACUAAUAAUACAUUAUUUAUCAACAAAUAAGAUUUAUGAACAAAUUAUUAGAUAUAAUUAGAAUAACAAUUUUGAGUGAUCCCAUCAUAUAAUAUUACAAAUUAUGAUGAUUUUUUUAUGUUGUCAUAUAGCUAGCACAUUGUCAAAUAUUGUUGAUGAUCUGGAAUGAUGUUUAACCUAAUGUUUUGAAGAAGUUCAUUUCAUUUUUAUAAUUUUUUUCAUACUUUAUUUUUACCUCCAAAAAAUUAUAAUUUUAAUGCUUGAAUUGUCAAGCAAAAGUCACUGCCUAUUAUACAAAAGUUUUGGUAGAAAUUGGACAUUUUGAAUGCAAUUGAGAAUAUGUAAUAUUCCUUUCUUUUUUUUGUUCAUAAUAUAAGACGUUUGAUUAUCUUACGGUUGCAUAAUAUAAUCCUUAUAUGAGCUAUGUUUGCUAAAUGUAUAUAUAGUACAUAUAAAAAAAUAGGCAAUGUGGCAUAUUAUUGACAUGAAUCGAUAAGGAAAAUUAUAUAUACAUAUAUAUACUAUAUAUAAAUAUAUAUAUAUAUAUUAUAUAUAUACUAUAUAUUAUAUAUAAAUAUAUAUAUACUAUAUAUAAAUAUAUAUAUUUCCUUACUACAUAUAUAUAUAUUGCUAGACUUUAAAGUGCCAGGCUUUCUGUAUGUCUUUGUUGCAAAAACACAAUGCUGCAUUGUUAUUAUUAUUUUUUUUUUAUUUCAAUGAUUUUAAUAUAAAACGAUUAAGUUGUGCACAAAGUACAUUAAUAGAAUUUUUCUUCUUUAUUUUUCUGAAUACAAGAGUUCCUUUUUAAAGCUCUGAGAAAUAGAUAAUCAAUUAUAUAUUCGAAAAACUUUCGUUAUAAUCUAAAUAGACCAAAUGUACAAAAUGAGACUGAACUGCUUCUAUCGCAUUUAUUAUUUUCCUAUACAUGUAAGACAGUGGAAUUUAUAUAGUCUGAUCGAAUUUCACUAAAAAACACUUGCUGGAUAUAUAAAUAGUAAUAUUUUAUUUGCGUCAUCACUCAAACAAUAUUUAAUAUCUGCUAUUUCUUUUCUUUCUGUUUUCUUUAUUUUUUUAAGUACUUUGACUUUGUCAUAAUCUAACUUCGCACUAACUGAAUUAUAAUUAUAAUGUUAAAUUUCUCGAUAUGAUUAUAGAACAAAAAAAAUUAUAUAUAUAUAGAUAUUUUUUUUUUUUUUUUUUUUUUUUUUUUUGCAAAAUUGAAGUAAAGAGACAUGACAGAAAUACGUCGGUGCGCGACAGACUGCAAUAUUAAAUAUUAUACUUCUUAAAACAAGAAAAAAGAAAAAGAAAAAAUAUGUCUGAAUACAUCUGGAAUAGUUUGAAAAAGCUUAAUACAUAUUAUCCGCACAAUAUAAAAUUGAAACAAAAAAAAAAGUUAAAUAAAUAAAAUCAUUAAAAAUAUGCUUGCUUGAUUUUCGUAGAUUACUCUCGUUACAGCGAUAUGUGAUAUUAUAUCAAUAUAUUUAAUUAACAAGAAUUCUGUAAUUAUCGCAUAUACACAUCUUUAGCAAUAAAUAAUGAUAUCAUAGAGAAAUUAUUCAAGAUUGUACAUGUGAAACAAAGAAUCGUUUAAUCCUAUGUAACGAUUGUACUCGUUAUAUGGAUGUGAAAUAGCUUAUAAUAAGAAAAAUAAAAAUCGUAUAUUAUCACAAUAA
Molecule: messenger RNA, 4878 nt
Organism: Vespa crabro (European hornet)
Lineage: Eukaryota; Metazoa; Arthropoda; Insecta; Hymenoptera; Vespidae
Gene: Trf2
Product: TATA box-binding protein-like 1
Exons: 5
Coding region: 171-1043 (290 amino acids)
Biological process (GO): DNA-templated transcription initiation
Molecular function (GO): DNA binding; general transcription initiation factor activity
Source: RefSeq, a predicted model, not a curated record